CGCACGAUGACAGAUAGUGGGCGUGGUUAAAUUAACCCUUGGAUCUCCAUCAUUAAUUUAUAAAAACGCUCACGAGUUAGGCUUUAUUGUCUCGGAAAUGGCAGCUCCAAAGACACUAUCAAGAGUGUUGUAUCAAGGUUUGCAAGCUAGCUGGAGAGGUCUCCAGCUUGCUCCACAGAGAAGUUCUUCAUAUGCAGUCACUAGACCGAACAUGCUCAUCAAUAAAGACACACGGGUCAUAUGUCAGGGGUUCACAGGGAAACAGGGGUCGUUCCACAGUGAGCAGGCCAUUGCGUAUGGUACGAAUAUGGUGGGUGGAGUCUCACCAGGCAAGGGAGGCAAGACACACCUCGGGCUACCCGUCUUUGAGUCAGUCCAAGAUGCUAAGGAUGCUACUGGUGCUGAGGCCUCGGUGAUAUAUGUUCCCCCACGGUUUGCAGCGGACGCUAUUAUAGAGGCCAUUGAUGCUGGGAUAGGACUGGUAGUAGUCAUCACUGAGGGGAUACCUCAACAAGACAUGGUACGAGUCAAACACAAGCUGGUACGACAGACCAACACCAGGAUGAUAGGACCCAACUGUCCGGGAAUUAUCAGGCCUGGUCAAUGCAAGCUAGGAAUCAUGCCUGGGCACAUCCACCAACCAGGAUCUAUUGGUAUUGUGUCCCGGUCUGGUACCCUCACAUACGAGGCAGUGUGGCAGACUACCAACGUAGGACUAGGGCAGUCACUGUGUGUGGGUAUCGGAGGUGAUCCGUUUAAUGGAACUAACUUUGUUGACUGUUUGGAUGUGUUUCUGAAAGACCCUGGAACUAAAGGAAUUGUGCUCAUUGGUGAGAUAGGAGGCUCAGCCGAGGAGAACGCCGCCCUCUUCCUUAAAGAAAACAACACUGGUCCAUCAGCCAAACCUGUGGCUGCAUUCAUAGCCGGCAUCACGGCCCCACCUGGCCGGAGGAUGGGUCAUGCUGGGGCUAUCAUCUCCGGGGGUAAAGGGGGAGCUGAGGAGAAGAUCGAGGCUCUCAAGUCAGCAGGCGUCAGUGUCACACCCUCUCCAGCAAAGAUGGGAGUGACUCUCAGAGAGGCUAUGGAGAAAGCUGGUAAAGCAUAACCACAUCCAAACUCUUAGUUCAUUUUAUAGUGCUUUGUCUAGCUGAGUGUUGCAAAUUAAUUAUUAUUGUGUGAUGGGAUCUUAAUUACACAAUGACCAUAA
Halichondria panicea is the source of this 1207-nucleotide messenger RNA. RefSeq names its product succinate--CoA ligase [ADP/GDP-forming] subunit alpha, mitochondrial-like. NCBI's taxonomy places the organism in Eukaryota, Metazoa, Porifera, Demospongiae, Suberitida, Halichondriidae. Gene Ontology annotation, biological process: tricarboxylic acid cycle. The coding region runs from base 98 to 1105 and encodes 335 amino acids. The transcript is spliced from 9 exons. Gene Ontology annotation, cellular component: succinate-CoA ligase complex (ADP-forming); mitochondrion. The record is from RefSeq and is a predicted model, not a curated record. Gene Ontology annotation, molecular function: succinate-CoA ligase (GDP-forming) activity; succinate-CoA ligase (ADP-forming) activity.